CGAACAGAUCCGUACUUCAGCACUAUACAAGUGCGCCUGUAGCCGCCUCCAUCUCCUCUCCACCCACCCAGUCUUGGUCUCCUCCCCGCAGCCCGCCGUUGUCGCCUGGCAAAUACCACAAGAUGCCGCAUUUGCCUCCAGGAGCGUCGCGCAACCUGGUAUCCGCCAUUCCAACGAAACAGUGGAUGGACUGGGCAGAUGGAAAACCGAUCGGCCCUGCCCCCCAUACGAUACGGCCGACUGAAUACGGAUGCAUGAUCAACCGAGACUUCAUCGAUGACAACGACAAAAACGAUAUCAUUUCGUACAAGAAGGGCAUGCAAGGCCAUUUUCUUGAGGAGAGAUUUAGCAACGUGAACACCAAAGUCGCAAAGAUUUACAUCAGGGGUGUGACUGAUAGCAAGGAAUACCCGAAUCGAUGGGUACCGCGCGCUUUUAUCGACGUAGGCCAGCCAUGGAAGGCCGAUUUCAAAGAUUGGAAGGUUGAAGCAAGUCUAUUCACGACAAUAGUUGAUUCUCGCAGGUGGAAGACAGAUCGGGAACCUGACAACAGUACUCUCGGAAAGACUGUGACGAAGCUUGUCGCCGCCUUUCGUGCACAGCCACCAGAUUAUCUUGGUAUCAAGCUUUCGGACUUCAUCGAUCGGUACGGCGGUUCUGCUUCCGUCAGUCAAACUAUCAUCGACGGUAUCAAGGCAGCAGGACUGUAUAACAUCUUGAACACGCCGAACUUCACGAUGCAAGACCUUCUACGCCAAUCGAAAUGCAAAAUUCCUAGCUCUUCGUCUUCGAAAAAAGCCGGAGUUUACGCCAGGUUCCACAAAUCAGGCCCAAACGUCACUCACUGGAAGCCUAACACUACGUAUGCCUACACUGGCUUCUCGAGAGACUUCGACGAGAGGUUCGACUCGCACCGAGCAAAUAAGGCCUUGUAUGGCGAUCUGACUCGAAAUUCCACACAGCUGUCCUCGGUCGCUCUGUGCGUGUUGGACUCAACUCUUGAACAUGGAUUUUUCUACCUCACUGAGCAGAUAUUUGUCUGCAUAUUGGAAACAUACAGGGCCAUCCUGUCAAUCCCAUCCUCCGGCAACGCGAACACCAUCUCAUUUACCUACGCCACUAAAUACUUCUUGGACGUAUCAAAAGAAGUAUUUCGCAUCACUGGCUGGUGUGGUGCUGUCAACCGACCAUCCUUUGGGAUAUCUGAGGGCACGAAUUACAGCUCACCACUGCUUGAGUACUCUAACAUGUCUGACAAGACACUGUUCAUCCGUACAGAUGCUCAGGUGAGGGACGAAUUAACUGGACGCUCAGUUCCCAUGGCAUUCUUUCGACGUACAAAGAUGAAUGUCGUCCCUCCCAGUGGCCGAGUUGUCGCCUUCAAGCAUCGUGAACCCGAGAUAGGAGGAUACAUCAGUUUCACUCAUGAGCCUUGGACAGAUGGAGCGGAGGGUCCCAUUGCGGGUACGCCAUACCAACUCGUCUUCGAAGUUUGCAAGGAUGGAACGCCGCAUCCCCAGUCAUGGUCACGACUCCCUGAGGUUGGUCCAUUCAAGAACUGGAACCAAGCACGAUCUUGGGCCGUACGAAUUGAGUGGGAAAACCCUAAGAAUUCGGGAAAGUGGCAAUUCACAUAUCUUCAGGCUGGGCACGUCUCAGGAGGAGGCCUUUUUGCUCUCGCAGAUGAGAAUGUCCCCGGAUCUCUGAAAAUAUAUGCGAAAUCCAUCCAGUUCCUCCAGUGGCUUUGCAACGCGCCGCCAGCCCAUACUCACAACUGGAUCAAGAAAUACUCGGGAGCCGCCCGCGUGCUACAGGCCGAGUACGACAUGAUGAAGCAGACAGUCCGCUUCCAAGUGCCUACAGAUCAAAUCCCGAUGAUCAGUGGCGCGCGGAAACAUGAUGACGAUAUCAAAGCUGAGUUACGGGAUCCAAAGCACAAACUCGAAAAUGUGGACGGCGAGUUCGGCGCUUUUACGGGCAAGGCCUCUUUCGAUAGAAAGAGAGAAAAGUGUGAUUUGUGUGUUGUGGUAUGGAGGCACAACAAACCACUCCGUAACGGCGCGUGUUUGCGAAUCGGUAACAGCAGAGUCUGUGAAAACUGUCGUCAUCUUGGUCGGCCGUGCUGCUCGUGGACUAGAGGCACCAAGAAAAUGCUUCCGGACAUGUCUCAGUUCAGUCCAGAAGAGAUCGUAAAAGCGAACGCCAUCUGCUCGGCAUUGUUUCUGCAGCUCCCGACUAAGAUUGCUGGUACACUACAGAACUUCGAUAACAAGCUCAGGGCGCUGGACAGCUCUGAUGAUCUUGUGGACGAUGGCGACGAGAUUGAGGAUGAAGUCGACGUGGAGGAUGAGGAUGAAGAGGAGAUGUAGUUCAGUUUACCCAGCUUUCAUCACAUGUUUCUACGACAGCGAAUGCUUUCUGUGAGACCUGAUUCACAUUAUCAGAUUUGCUUUUGGCUUUAUUCCUUUUGUUUACAUCAUUCUUGGGAUCAAGAUCAACUGCGAAGUCCUCCAGAGUUCGGGCGAAGGCGGACAAGAGUGGGUCACUUGCAAGCAAAGGCGCCAUUGAACUCUCGAUUGAGUUAU
This is a messenger RNA of Dothidotthia symphoricarpi CBS 119687, 2585 nucleotides long. RefSeq lists its product as uncharacterized. The transcript is spliced from 4 exons. NCBI's taxonomy places the organism in Eukaryota, Fungi, Ascomycota, Dothideomycetes, Pleosporales, Dothidotthiaceae. The record is from RefSeq and is a predicted model, not a curated record. The coding region runs from base 123 to 2369 and encodes 748 amino acids.